Eremothecium gossypii ATCC 10895 is the source of this 957-nucleotide messenger RNA. It is a transcript of the gene ALG5, whose product is annotated as dolichyl-phosphate beta-glucosyltransferase. Gene Ontology annotation, cellular component: endoplasmic reticulum membrane. The record is from RefSeq and is marked provisional. NCBI's taxonomy places the organism in Eukaryota, Fungi, Ascomycota, Saccharomycetes, Saccharomycetales, Saccharomycetaceae. The coding region runs from base 1 to 957 and encodes 318 amino acids. The transcript has a single exon.
AUGUAUUCGCUAAUCGGCUCAUUGCUACUAGGCGGCCUGCUUGCGGCAUACACCAUCGUAUAUCUUCUCUCACACUCCCCGAGGCAAGCAUAUCCCGAGGAGCUGACGUAUCGCACUGUCGGGAAGGAUGGUGUCGUUGCGCAACACGCGCUAGAGAGUGUGCUGGAUGAGAAGGCGGGUACAGCCGGUAUAGAGUUGUCGGUGGUGGUUCCGAGCUACAAUGAGACGGGGAGAAUUGAGUCCAUGCUGCAGGAGGCCGUGGACCACCUUCGAAAGGUGCAUGCUGGCAAGUGGGAGAUUCUGAUUGUGGAUGACGGUUCUCGGGAUGGCACCAGUGAGUUCUGUCUGGAGCUGGCUCAGAAGCUGCAAUUGGAGCGAGAGCAAAUGAGGGUGGUGAAGUUCACGAAGAACAGGGGCAAGGGGGGUGCUGUGAGACACGGGAUGCUGCAUAUACGUGGGAAAUACGGUCUGUUUGCAGAUGCAGACGGCGCAAGUAGAUUCAGCGACGUGGAGAAGCUCCUGCGGGCGAUCAAGGAGGGAGAGCGGAUACAACCCGGGAACGUUUCGAUCGGAUCGAGAUCCCACAUGGUGAAAACCGAUGCCGUCGUAAAACGCUCUUUCAUCAGGAACUUCAUGAUGUACGGCCUACACACAUUGGUCUACAUCUUUGGCAUCCGGACGAUCGGUGACACGCAGUGCGGCUUCAAGCUGUUCGACAGGAAGGCCGUGCAGGCGAUUUUCCCCCACCUGCACACAGAAGGAUGGAUAUUCGACGUGGAGAUACUGAUCCUUGCGGCGCGCAAAGGGAUGAAGAUUAGCGAAAUUCCCAUUUCGUGGCAUGAAGUCGGAGGCUCGAAAAUGGUGUUGGUUAAGGAUAGCAUCAACAUGGCUAUAGACCUCGUUGUCAUCCGGCUGGCCUAUAUCUUUGGUAUAUAUGGUGACAAGGCAACGCAUUAG